Messenger RNA from Acanthoscelides obtectus, 624 nucleotides. The record is from the annotation of a GenBank genome assembly. Lineage: Eukaryota; Metazoa; Arthropoda; Insecta; Coleoptera; Chrysomelidae.
AUGUUUUAAAAAUGUAGCUGUUUAAUUGAAGCUGAAAGUAGUAUCCGCAGUGAUUUGAUAUACAUCUGUGAAGUAUGCGACAAGGCGUAUAAAAGUGCAAACUCCCUUUACUGUCAUAAACUCAGAUACUGUAGGAAAACCGAGAAACUUAUUUGCCCAACAGAAGGUUGUGCUUACAAGACGUUAUCCAAAAUCGCUCUACGAAAACAUUAUGUUUCUUAUCACAUUGACAACGAGCCUAGAAUGAAGCAAGGAGGAAUAUAUUCGACAGGGUAUUCGCAUAUUCGUGAUGUGGAACAUCAGAUAUUGGAUUCUAAGCGGAAAAGUUGGCUUCAAAUGUGGACAAUGCGGAAAAUGCUACAAAUAUAAAGGUGGUCUUUCAACUCAUCAAAAGUUCGAGUGUGGCAAGCCCCCACAGUUUCCUUGCAGCUACUGCAAUUAUGUUGCGAAACAAAAAGGAAACCUGAAGCUACAUAUAAGAAAUAGGCACAAAAUUAACCCUAUAUUAUAAUCCAAAUCUAAUAAAAAAGCCUAACGAAGUUAUGUAUUUAACGUAAUGAUUAUUUUGAAUUGCUGAUGAAAUUUCAAUAAAAUAUUAUAUGUACGUUUAUCCGACCAAAAGAA